Aedes albopictus (Asian tiger mosquito) is the source of this 545-nucleotide messenger RNA. It is a transcript of the gene ATPsynE, whose product is annotated as ATP synthase subunit e, mitochondrial. The transcript has 3 exons. Gene Ontology annotation, biological process: proton motive force-driven ATP synthesis. The coding region runs from base 128 to 376 and encodes 82 amino acids. The record is from RefSeq and is a predicted model, not a curated record. Gene Ontology annotation, molecular function: proton transmembrane transporter activity. NCBI's taxonomy places the organism in Eukaryota, Metazoa, Arthropoda, Insecta, Diptera, Culicidae.
GGCACUUCGCUGCCCAUCUGUCAGAUCCGACACGACAUUUGCCGUCUUCUCGCAAAGUGUGGAAAUUUUAGGAGGAAAAGUUUCGUUCGAUUUUCCGUAUCAAAAACCUUAAAUUUAUCCCCGAAAAAUGGCAGAUCUCGGUGCUCCAGUUCGCGUCUCCCCGCUGAUCAAGUUCGGUCGCUGGUCGUUCCUGGCCAUCGGUGUGGCGUACGGUGCCUACCACCAGCAGCGUCUGGCCAAGCGUGAAGUCGGUAUUCGUGAGGUUGAAGCCCAGCAGAAGGUCAUCCGUGACGCCAAGCUGGCAGAGGAGAAGAAGCGCCAGCAGGCAGAGGAAGCCAAGGCCAUCGCUGAGCUGUCCAACCCGGCCAAGAAGUAGGAAUCUGCGGGAAUUUAUUGUUAGUCCCUUAUUUUUUUUUAUUUCUCCUUCAACUCGGAUCGAAGAACGAAUUCAAACAAAAAAUGUAAUUUAAUUUUCACUGCCAUCCAAUGGAUGGCGGUAACCAACCAACGCAACUGUGAAAAUAAAGGAUAGUAAUAAAUUCUGA